Molecule: messenger RNA, 411 nt
Organism: Papaver somniferum (opium poppy)
Lineage: Eukaryota; Viridiplantae; Streptophyta; Magnoliopsida; Ranunculales; Papaveraceae
Product: cysteine proteinase inhibitor B-like
Exons: 1
Coding region: 1-411 (136 amino acids)
Molecular function (GO): cysteine-type endopeptidase inhibitor activity
Source: RefSeq, a predicted model, not a curated record
AUGGCUGCACUAUUCCUCACUAUCUGUAUCCUUUCUUCUUCGUUCCUCGCUAUCUCCGUAUUUUUAUUCAUCCGUUUCUUUUCAUCAUCAUCUUCUGAUGGUCCUGAAAUACCUGGUUACGAGAAACUACAAAUGGCAGGAGGAAGAAGUGAAAUCAAUUUUUUAUUUUUUAACAAACAAGUUCAAGAAUUAGGGAAAUAUGAGUAUAAUUCGAAACUCAAGGAAGGAGAAAAAGGAAAUCUGGCAUUCAAAAAGGUUGUGAAAGCUCAGCAACAGCUUGUUUCAGGGAGGAACUACUUUUUGAAGGUUUCUGCGAUUCAGGAUGGAAAACCUCAAUUGUUUGAUGCUGUUGUUUAUGUGAACCACAAUCGGGAGAAUCGUCUCAUCAGUUUUGGUCCUUCGUCUGAUUAA